This is a messenger RNA of Sorghum bicolor (sorghum), 3231 nucleotides long. RefSeq lists its product as uncharacterized. The transcript has 3 exons. Lineage: Eukaryota; Viridiplantae; Streptophyta; Magnoliopsida; Poales; Poaceae. Gene Ontology annotation, molecular function: RNA-DNA hybrid ribonuclease activity; nucleic acid binding. The record is from RefSeq and is a predicted model, not a curated record. The coding region runs from base 1 to 3231 and encodes 1076 amino acids.
AUGCUAUCAAGGGAAGAGGAAAUGGAAAAACAGCGUUCUCGUGUGGAGUGGCUAAGAGAAGGUGAUCGUAACACAGCCUUCUUCCAAGCCAAGUCACGAGAACGAGCUAAGGGUAACCAGAUCAACGCACUUCUGCAUGCGGAUGGAGUAAGGGUAUCUGAGCAGGCUGAUAUCGAAGAAAUGGCGAGGCAAUUCUAUACUGAACUGUUCACUGCUCAAGCACUUCUGGAGACUGACACGAUUCUUAACUGUGUCCCAAGGAAAGUUACGCCUCAGAUGAACGAGGAGUUAAUGAAACCCUUUGCCGCCGAGGAAGUUCAUAGUGCACUGUUUAUGAUGGGUCCAAACAAAGCGCCUGGACCUAAUGGUUUCACAGCGGGUUUUUUCCAGUACCACUGGCACUUGCUGGGACCUAGUAUCACUAGAGCAGUGUUGAACUUCCUUAAUGGAGGGGAAUUGCCAAGCGAGGUAAAUAUGACGACAAUUGUGCUUAUUCCCAAAAUUAAGAAUCCUCAGGAGAUGAAAAAUUUUAGACCAAUUUCACUCUGUAAUGUCAUCUACAAGAUUUGCUCUAGAAUUCUUGCUAACAGACUUAGAUGUUUUCUUGAUGAAAUUAUAUCUGAAGAACAGAGUGCUUUUGUCCCUGGAAGACUGAUUACAGACAACGUGUUGAUAGCUUAUGAGUGUACACAUUAUCUGAAGAGGAAGAAAGGUAAACUGGGUGCUUGUGCAGUCAAGCUUGACAUGGCAAAAGCUUAUGAUCGUGUUGAGUGGGUUUACCUGCAAAGGAUGAUGCUAAGACUGGGUUUUCAUGAGGAUUUUGUCUCUCUUGUUAUGAGGGGUGUCAUUUCAGUUUCUCUGUCAGUUCGUGUGAAUGGAGUCCUAACUGAACCUUUCAGACCAACUAGGGGGAUUCGACAGGGUGACCCUAUUUCUCCCUAUUUGUUCCUGUUAUGUGCUGAGGGUUUAUCAAGUUUACUUAAAUCAAGAGGCCCGGUGUAUCUAUCCAGAGGUGUGCGCGUGGGCAUCCACGCCCCCUGGAUUUCGCACUUGCUCUUUGCGGACGAUUGCAUAGUUUUUUCUGAAGCAUCACAAAGAGGGGCCUCUCGCUUGCAAGCGAUACUUGAUAUCUAUGGUCGGGGUUCCGGCCAGUUGGUUAACCGAGAUAAGUCAGCUAUCUUCUUCAGUAAGAACUGCUUGGAUGAAGCUAAGGCUGAAGUCAGGCUCGCUCUGAACAUUAACACCGAAGCGUUGGCUGAAAAGUACUUAGGCCUCCCAACGGCAAUGGGACGGUCUACCUCAGAAGCUUUCGAGUUUAUUCCAACAAGAAUCAAGAAGUUAAUUGGAACAUGGAGUGGGAGGGAGGCAAGUCAGGCUGGGAGGGAAGUGCUGCUAAAAUCAGUGGCCCAAGCCAUCCCUACCUAUUCUAUGAGUUGCUUCCUGCUUUCAAAGACAACUGGCAAGAAGAUGCGAUCGCCUAUUGCCAACUACUGGUGGGGUGGUUCAGCUGGCAGUAAACAUAUACACUGGCAAAACUGGGAACGGCUCACAUACCCAAAGGCAUUGGGUGGGAUGGGUUUCAGAGACCUGAGAAAUUUCAAUCUGGCGAUGCUAGGGAAGCAAGGCUGGAGACUGAUGGAUAAACCAGAUAGUCUGUGUGCUCGUGUGCUAAAAGGAAGAUACUACCAUGAGGGUGAUUUCCUGACAAGUACACGCAGGAGGCAUGCCAGUCACACAUGGAGAGCGAUUCUUGCGGGCAGUGAUGUUCUAUCCCAAGGGAUGAUCAGGAGGAUUGGCAAUGGAGUAUCAACACAUAUCUGGAGGGAUAGAUGGCUGCCAAACCACUUCGGGGGCCGACCUCUCACGCCAGCAGAUGGGCAAUCUGUUUCUUGGGUAUCUGAACUAUUGUCGGAAAAUGGUCAGUGGAAUUGUGAACUUAUAAAUCAAAUUUUCUUCCCAGUGGAUGCCGAAGCCAUCCUACGCACACCGAUCAGGUUCCAGUCUGAUGAUAUCUGGGCUUGGGAACCAGAGAAACAUGGUGUGUACUCAGUCAAAUCUGCAUAUAGACUGAUUGAUAAAGGCCGCACAAAUGGAGGCCAUCAGGAAGCUGCAGGUGGCUCGGGGAAUUACUGCUGGAGCGAAUUAUGGAAGCUGAAAGUACCACCUAAAGUCAAGGUUUUCUGGUGGCGGGUUCUACAUGAAUUCCUCCCAACUAGACUGGCCCUGCACAGGAAACACAUUGAGCCGAUCGCGAACUGCGACGCUUGUGGUGCAGACUCUGAAUCUAUUCAGCAUGUACUAAUGGAGUGUCAAAUUGCCAAAUCCUUCUGGGAACAGACUAAGAGGAUGACGGGUGUUAAGCUUCCACCUCUACACCCGACAUCCUGGGCGUAUGAUCUAAUUAAGGGCAUGGUGAUAGCGGAGCAAGCCCAAACGAUAAUACUGAUCGGGAUGUAUGCGCUGUGGAUGCAGCGAAACAGGAACAGGCAUGGUGCACAAAUUUGGCCGGUGAAGGUUGCUGUCCAAUGGGCAAUUGAUCUGGCGUUCGAUCUACAGCAAACAAGGAACCUACAAGAUCCAGUGAGGACAUCAAGUCCACGAUGGGUCAAGCCGGAGGCAGGGUGGAUGAAAUGUAACACCGAUGGCGCCUUCUAUGACCGGCAGUGGAAAGGGGCGACGGGUGCUGUGUUGAGAGAUGAAAAUGGUCUGUUCGUACGGGCUUGUGCUCGGUGGUACGACCAUUGUCUUGAUGCCCUUACUGCAGAAGCUCUGGCAUGUCGCGAUGGACUCAAGAUGGCUAAACACAUCAACGCUGACAGAGUCUGGUUGGAGACAGAUUCCCAGGAGUUGCUGCGCCUGUGGCAAGCUGGCCAAAACCAGAGAACUAGCGUUGAGGGAGUCCUGGCAGAGAUUAGAGAAUUGAGCAGGGCUUUUAUAGAUUUCAAGUUCACUGUUAUAGCUCGUUCUUGUAAUGAGAGAAGAACAGAGAUCAUGUGUGCUCCUGCUUUCACGGUUCCGGGCUGCAGGAUUGCGUCGCGGAUCACCGGUCGCGUCACGGGACAGGAAGCAACAUCUGUUGACGACGGCAAGACUUGGAACGCGCAGGACGUUUUUGCAGUGUCCUCCGGCGGGUUCACAGGACGGACCUGCUGCAUUUUCCCUUGCAUCCUGCCUGAUUUUUUCACUGUGGGGGAAAACCGAAAGGGUAGCCUAGGCCUUGGCCUUGUUUAG